AUGCAACACCUUAUCAGUGCAGCCGUACUGCUGGUAGCAUUUAGAUUUUACUGUUUGGUAAAGUUAAGUUUCCUCACUCAUCUUUUUGAGGUAACCGUCAAUUCCUUCGCUUCUUCGCAGGAAUGUGACAUUCACUAUGAUGAAGGGCCGGGCCUGGGUCUACCAGCAGAAGAACGGGAUGAAGUGCUUAGGAUCGUAAAUAAAGCUCGUCAGAAGUUGGCUAAUGGAGAGCAGCAGAAUGGCGGAGGAAAAAACCUACCGAAAGCAAAGGGAAUUCCAGAUGUGGUCAGUUUCGGCGAAAGUGCAUAG
Messenger RNA from Cylicostephanus goldi, 309 nucleotides. The record is from the annotation of a GenBank genome assembly. Lineage: Eukaryota; Metazoa; Nematoda; Chromadorea; Rhabditida; Strongylidae.